AUGACGUCAAACAUCCGGGCACUAAGAUGUUAUGCUGAGGAGCUUCUGGAUAGUCUUCCAUGUCCAGAUAAUCAGGAGAGCUUUGAUGGCUCUUGUUUUGAGUUUGUCGUCCAAGAGCAUCCCUUCCUCAAUGCACAGUCCUGGUGUGAGCGUGGAGGUGGACACCUCACAUUUAUUCUCAAUGAUGAAACGCAACAGUUUCUCCAGAAGCAUCUGCACCCUGAAAAGGACUGGUGGCUUGGAUUGGCACCAGCAGCUCCGAACUUUACUCUAGACAUAAACGGCUCCCUUUCUUGGCUGGAUGGCUCGGAUGUCAGCUACAAUAACUGGGAAGAAUGCAGCUGGAUCGAUGUUGUGGAGUCUGUAAAUGGCAAAUGCAAAGGACAGCAGUCCUGCCAGGUGGAUGUGAGUGCCUUUGGGGAGCCAUGUCCAGCAUUUGGAAGUUACUUGUCUGUGGAAUACCACUGCAAACAUGGUCUUUCCCUAAUAUUGAUUGUUCUUAAAUCAGGAACAAAUGUUACCUAUAAGAUUGAGCACAAUGCUCACAUGGUUGUGAAUUCUUCUGUGGACAGUGGCAGCACACCUCACAAUAUAACACUAGACAUCAAUGCACUUGAACAGCUUGGACAGGGCUGUCACAACCUGACUAUAUCAGCAUCCAAUAAGAUUACAGCUACACCUGAAUCCACAAAGCUAGAGUUGUGUUUGCUUCAGCCCAUCAAGGGGUUGCAGGCUUCUGUGGAGGCCGAGGAAGGCCUAUGUCCGGACUCCUCCGAUCUCAUUAUCAAUGUGUCGCUGGAGCAAGGUGCCCCAGUGCAGCUCCAGUUCACUCUGACAGGAGUUGAAGACAGCAUCUCUGAAACCAGAGACAUGCUCAAUGGAAGCACACAGACAUUUGUCUUCUCCUCUCCAGUGGAAGGAAAAUGCCCUGAUGUAGUCUGGUUUAUGGAGGACCUCAAACCAUUGGCUGGAAAACUUGAAAACUGUUACUCCAAAGUAAGCAGAAGACCUCCCAUUGAGAAGCAGGAUGGACAAACUGAAUACAUUGUCAGCAGUCAACAUUUGAUCAUGUCUAGAGAUACUAUGCAAAAUAUUGUUGUGAUUGCCUAUGGAAAAACAGAGGCUGGAUUUGCAAAGUUUACUUUACCAAUACCGGACCCAUCACCAUCCCCCUCACCACCUGCAACCACUCGGCCCGCUGCUGACACCAUUUCAUGUAGCAUCACUCCGUCUGCUGGGACAGUGCUCGAUGCUUUUAACAUUAUGUGCAAAACAAGUCUGUCAUGCUCCUCAGGCUGCCUUUACUGCAUCAAAACAGACAUGGGCAAACACCUUAGAUGCAGUGAUGCAGUGGAAAUGAAGACAGUCUUCCUGCCACUAGGAGACAUGAACAACAACUUCAGCUUGUCUUUAAUGGUGACUGUAAAAACUGAAAACAAGAAAAUAUCCACCAAGAUAAGCACGCAGGUGAGGCAUGGUGACACAGACAGCUCAGUGGGUGCACUUCAGUCUGCAGUGCAUGACACUGUGGAGCAGUUGGAGCAGCAGGGCCUUCUGUCCGGAGAAGCUCUAGGACAGAUAUUCACAUCGGUCGCAGACCUGCUCAACACAGAGUCCAAUGAGGAACAGAAAGAUUCGAGAACAAAGUUAAGAGAACAAAUGCUGACCAAAAUGACCAAAGUCGUGGCUGAGUCCCGCAGUAAUACCACACAUGGGAUCCAGGCGACGGCCGCAGCUGUAGCUGGACUCACGCAACAGUCAGAUGAGCUCACACCCACUGCGCAGGAAGAAGCUGGUUCAUUGUUGGCAGACCUCAGUGCCUCUCUGAACACCAUCAGUGUCUAUCAAAAUACUUCAGAAGAAGAUAAAGAAGUAGCUCAAGCAGCUGCACCAAUUGUAGAAGCAGCCAGUAACAUUUUGAACAUUUCAUCUAAUAAAAAAGUGUCUGAGUUUCUACUUACUGGAAUGAACAAUAUUCAAAGUGCUUUACUUAUGAACAAAAGACUGGAUGGAGAACCUUCCAUUAUAGAUUCUGGUCAGAUCAGUGUGUACGUCAACAGGAUAACCCCAAUGACUAUUCAGAUGAAGGAUAUUGAUCUACAGAAGAAUACAUCCUCUAGAUUUAAUUUCCCUGCCCUCCCUGCAUCGAUUGUCUCACCUGACGAACCAGUGGAUAUCAGGAUGAUGAGUUUCACAAAGAAUCCAUACUCUUGGAAAGAGGAAAACAUCACUGGGACAGUAGGAUCAGUCGCUCUUACCAGAACAGAUGGCAGUGUCAUUGCUGUUCAAAAUUUACCAGAAGAGAUUGAGAUUUUUCUUCCCAGGCUUGACGCAGGACAGGAAAACAGCACAGAGCUAGACUUGGCCAAUUUCAGUACAUUAAUAAUAAACAUUCCCUCCCCAGAUGUAACACUCGUGCUGAGAAUGAAGCCGUCAGAAGACAUUUCUUUUGUAGCAUUUCUGGGAUACAAUGUUUAUCCAACUCAUGAAAAAUAUGUCGCUAAGGCACAACUUCCUAUAGAGGGGGCAAAAGAAGAAGAGAGGUUUACCUGGGUGGUGGAGCCAAAUGUUCGGGCCGGAGAUGUCGGCGUGCACUAUCUUGUUAUAAAGCCAAUCGUAGAACCUGGCAUCAAAUCAGUCAACGCUACUGUCAAUGUUGUCACUAUUGCUGCUCAGUGUAAGUACUGGAAUGUAACGGAGUCCUUAUGGAGUGAAGAUGGCUGCAGGGUUGGCCCGCUCACCACACAUGCUGUGACCCACUGCCUGUGUAAUCACUUGACAUUUUUCGGAAGCUCAUUUUUCGUCAUGCCAAACUUGGUGGAUGUGUCGCGGACGGCAGAACUUUUUGCCACUUUUACUACCAAUCCAGUCGUGGUUUGUUUUGUUGGAGCCAUCUUUGUUGCUUAUCUCAUAGUUGUGAUAUGGGCACGGAGGAAAGACAUCCAAGAUUCAGCUAAAGUCAAGAUAACUUUACUAGAAGACAAUGAUCCUCUGGCAGAAUAUCGCUAUAUGAUAAAUGUCAGCACUGGACAUCGGCACGGUGCAUCGACUUCCUCUCAAGUGACCAUCACAUUGCAGGGGACAGAGGGAGAGAGCGACCCCCACCAUCUGACCGAUGCAGACAAACCUGUAUUUGAAAGAGGGGGAGUGGAUAUGUUUCUGCUAACCACUCAUUUUUCUUUGGGAGACCUGCAGAGCAUAAGACUCUGGCAUGACAACUCAGGAGACUAUCCAGAAUGGUAUGUCAACAAAGUAAUGGUGCAGGACGUGGAAACCGGUCAGAAGUGGCACUUUUUGUGUAACUCCUGGUUGGCUAUCAAUGUGGGAGAGUGCGCGCUGGAUAAAAUUUUCCCUGUAGCAACGGAAAUGGAAUUGAAGAGAUUUAGCAAUCUGUUCUUCAUGAAGACUGCCAAAGAUUUCCGUGAUGGCCACAUUUGGUUUUCAGUCAUCAGCUGUCCUCCCAGCAGCACAUUUACUCGAGUACAGCGGGUCUCCUGCUGCUUCUCUUUGCUGCUGUGCACCAUGCUCACAAGUAUAAUGUUCUGGGGUAUUCCCACAGACCCCUCUGAACAGACAAUGGACCUGGGACACAUCGAGUUCACAUGGCAGCAAGUGAUGAUUGGGAUUCAAAGUUCAAUCAUUAUGUUUCCCAUAAAUCUGCUCAUUGUGAGUAUUUUCAGAAACACUCGUCCUCGAGAAAAAAGAAAAACAGAACCGUCCAAACAGGGGAAGAUUGGUAAAGUAUCCCCCUCUCAGAGCUCCCCUCAGAAGGAGCUGAAGGACAUCACACCUGACACUGUGAUCAAGGACAUAAAACGAAUUGCGCAGUCCUUAUCAAAGGCCAUAAAAAGCCCAUUUCCUCAUUUGGACCUCAAACCUGGGGAACAGUGUGAUAUCAACACAUUAUUGUCCUUGGUCGAGGACAUAAUCAAGCAACACAAUAAACCCACUGAAGAUUUCUUUAACGACACUGCCAAAAAGGAGCGCCCUAUGAUCCUUUCUCUGGGGUCCGUCAGUUUGCACGGAUCCAGUAUGUGGGAAGAGUCAGAUAAAUCUUCCAGUAGCGUCCAAAAGAGCAGCGCCACCUACAGCCGGUAUCUGUACAAGCAGCUGUGCCAUGUUGAACAGGAGCUGGGUUUGUUGGGACCAUCUCGUUUUCCCAAUUCUAUCAACUACAACCGUGCAAUGCAGCAAGUCCAUGGCAUGAAGUCUCUGCUGGAGUACCAUCUCCCUCUGGCUGGUCCGGACGGGGAGCAGCUGAACCGGAGCGCGAGUCCUGAAGACAGCACCAGCGGAGAGUCCCAGCGGAGAAGCGGGCUGCCCUGGUGGUUUGUCUUUGUGGGUUGGACACUGGUGAUUGCGACUAGUUGUGUCUCGGGAUACUUCACCAUGAUGUAUGGGCUGACCUAUGGGAAAGAUCGCUCAAUAAGCUGGCUCAUCUCAAUGCUCGUCUCCUUUUUUGAAAGUUUAUUCAUUACACAACCUUUGAAAGUGCUCGGGUUUGCAGCUUUCUUUGCCCUUGUUCUGAAGAAGGUUGAUCAAGAAGAAUAUGGAGAACCUCAAGUGGAUGGACUUAUCAUGAAAUCUAAUGACCCAGAUACUGUACGAGCGACAAGAAGAGACAGCACCUGUAGUUUUUACCAACCACCUCCUCCGACUGACAUUGAGAAGAUGAGGAACAAUAUGAUAAAAGAGCAAAAAGUGUUUAUACUUAUUAAGGAGAUUGUUGCCUACAUGGGUUUCAUGUGGAUGCUCCUGCUUGUGGCUUAUGGCCAGAGGGACCCUAACGCAUUCUUUCUGACUCAACACAUCCGGCAAAGCUUCAGCAAAGGCAUCUCUGACACGAUGAGUAUUCAGGACGUUUUCGAUUGGGCCAACACAACACUAUUGAGCAACCUUUUUGGCGAAUAUCCAGGUUUCAUCACAGAUGGAAACUCAAAGCUGGUGGGAAACGCUCGUCUCCGUCAGGUCCGAGUCCAACCUAAAUCCUGCCACGUUGCUCAGGCCAUGAAGGCGGCCGUGCCCGAGUGUCAUGCACUGUACUCUUGGGACAUGGAGGACAUGGGCUCCUAUGGUCCAGGCUGGACUUACACUGUGCCCGAUAAUGAGACACUCCGUCUGACAAGCCCAUGGAAGUAUCAGUCUCAGAGAAAGCUGAGGUCCUUCCCCAUCUGGGGCAAUGUGUUGCUCUACAGAGGCGGAGGCUUUGUGGUGAAUCUGGGCCCUGAUCAUCACAACUCAAGCAGAGUUCUGCAAUACCUUUACAACAACACCUGGUUUGAUGCUCACACUCAAGCCAUUAUUGUUGAAUUCACUGUGUAUAAUGCAAAUGUGAAUCUUUUCUGCAUUGUUACUCUUAUGCUGGAGACUACUGCCAUUGGUGCUUUUCAGUUCCGCAGUGAACUUCAAAAUGUGCGCCUCUAUCAGUCUACUGGUGGCUUGCAUAUUUUUGUGAUGGCUUCUGAAGUGAUUUACUUCAUUUUCAUACUGUACUAUAUGUUUGUGCAGGGAAAGUUGAUGAGACAACAAAGAAAAUCUUAUUUUAAAAGCAAGUGGAACUUGCUGGAAUUGGCCAUUAUCCUCCUGAGCUGGAGCGCCUUUUCUGUGUUUAUUAAGAGGACUUUAUUGGGAAAACGAGACAUAGAGUAUUAUCAGAACAACAAAGACCAAUUUGCUAGUUUCCAUGAGACGGCCAAGGCAGAUGCAGUGCUGGGGUAUCUGAUUGCGUUCCUGGUGCUGCUGGCUACAAUCAAACUGUGGCACCUGCUGAGGCUGAACCCCAAACUGCACAUGAUCACUGCCACGCUGCAGCGCGCCUGGACUGAUAUUUCAGGCUUCCUGGUGGUUAUCACCAUCAUGUUCCUGGCCUAUUCAAUUGCGUCCAACCUGAUGUACGGCUGGAAACUACACUCCUAUAGAACCCUGUUGGACGCUGCUCAGACCAUGGUCAGCUUGCAGCUUGGCAUUUUCAACUAUGAAGAGGUUUUGAAUUACAACCCAGUGCUUGGAGCGUUCCUCAUUGGCUCAUGCAUUGUGUUUAUGACCUUUGUUGUGCUAAAUUUGUUUAUUUCAGUUAUUCUUGUGGCAUUCAGUCAAGAACAGAUACACCAUAAGCCAUCGCCAGAGGAGGAGAUUGUGGACCUAAUGCUGAUGAAAGUGGGCAGCGGGCCAAAGUCACCGCAGAGAGAAGGCAGCGCGGCGCAGAAGACAGUACUUUCAGAACUCCACUUCCACCUGCUUGAAGCCGAAUUUGCCGACUCCUUAUCAGCCGUACGUGAGCUGUCGGUGUCCCGUUUCCUCAGCCGGAGGAUUGCGAUGCCCUCUGACUUUACGUGGCUCUUCAGCGGAGAACUGGACCUGUGCUCCCCCGCGCCGCGGUGCUGCUCCACAGAGGUGUUGUAUGAUUCUCCUCCUGGGCAGUGGCAGUUGGAGAGACCCAGUCAACAGAAGCCCAGAGUUAUGAGUCAAAAGAGCGGUGGAGUGGCAGGUUCACCUCCGUCUACAGGAAGUUCCCUCUGA
Messenger RNA from Knipowitschia caucasica, 6519 nucleotides. Lineage: Eukaryota; Metazoa; Chordata; Actinopteri; Gobiiformes; Gobiidae. The record is from the annotation of a GenBank genome assembly.